GCGAGGGGUUUGGUAGCGUUGCCGUGCGCUGUGUGAUCUGCGCGCUGCGUGUAUGGAGGAAGCAGCUGCUGAUCUGAUCUCUGACAUUGUGUGUGAGACAGACAACUGAAUAAACUGCGCGCAGACGUGUCUUUAAACGCACCGCACCGAGGCACGCCGUGCAUGAUUACCUCUUUGAUUUAAUGGGUCCAAUUAUUGGGAUGUCACCAGAUAAGAAAACGGAAAUUCCGGGUAUGCAAGAGGAGCGGGCAGGGCUCAGAGGUGUUUGUGGUGUAGGAACACUGCCCGAGGCGGAGUGCGCAUCCAGUCCGCUGGCAACUAGUGUGGAUCGUACAGGAGGUACCGAGGAUGAGGAGCUCACCAACCUCAACUGGCUCCACGAGAACCUGCUUCAGAACUUUACUCUAGGGGGCCCUGAAGCUCAGACAAGCGGCAGCCCCCUCUUUGACAUAGAAGGAGACUAUGGGUCCAACCAGGGGCCGUCAUCCUCCUCCUCAUCUUCGUCACACAGCAGAGGCAGGGAGCGGGAUUCGUUGAAGUCGAAACCGCCUUUCUCAUUUUCCCUGCUCAUCUACAUGGCCAUUGAGCAGUCUCCCAGCAAGUCAUUGCCUGUUAAAGAAAUCUACGGCUGGAUACUCGAGCACUUCCCUUAUUUCUCCAAUGCGCCCACUGGCUGGAAGAACUCAGUUCGUCACAACUUGUCUCUGAACAAAUGCUUCCGCAAGGUCGAAAGGAGUUUGGGAAAGGCCAAUGGAAAAGGUUCUCUCUGGUGUGUUGACCCAGAGUACCGCCCCAACCUAAUUCAAGCUCUUAAGAAGCAGCACUUCCCAGCCGCACAUGCCUUCUGCACACCACCCGCCUCCCCACCCAGUGCCUCCUCACCCCCUCGUCAUCUCUUUCUACAAGGUUGCUCAUUCAAAGAGUCUGACAUUGAUGCUGCCACUGCCAUGAUGCUCUUAAACUCUGCCCCUGGGCACCACGUUGACCCAUGCAAUUCUGACAGCCCUCUGGACCUCUCUCGGCCUGACUCUGUCCUGGUGAGCAGCGAUCCAAAGCAGGACCACAACUACAGCAGCGCAGCCCUGCAGCGCUGCUCCUCCCGCUCCUCCUCGUCCUCUCUUUCCUCUCUGGACGAAGGGGGCUGCGAACGUAGGCAGUCUCACCGCGCCGGCAGCGAGGGUUUCCACAGCGACGAGGACUCCGACCUCUGGGAUGAGAGGGGCGUUCACCAGACUUCUCGACGUCCGCUUGCCGUCAAGUGGCCCCCUGGCAAAAGGGCACGACGCGAGGUCAAGCCGGAGCUGGACGAGGAGCUCAAGGAAGCUGCCGGCUCCUUGCUGCACCUCGCUGGUAUACGCAGCUGCACGGAGGGCUCCAAACGCACUGUCAAGAGCACAAAACUUAACAGGAAAUAAAGUUUCUUUUACCCCCAUAAGACUCUGGACCCAAUGAAACCCUAACCUCUGACCCCUGAUCAUGUGUCCCAGUGUGCCUCCUUCUCCUAAUCUGAUCGUUCAUUGGCCAUUUUGAGCCCUUUUUUUUUUUUUAAUUUUUGUUUGUUUGGGAGUAUCUCUGUCCAACAAAACAAAUGGCAAUAGUAUCGUUCACACAGGAGAACAAAGCCAUAUACAGUAACUCGGGGGUAACUUUUGGGGGUGGGUCUUUGGGCUAUGGAGAACCAUCAAGAUACCUAUCCAAGACGACCUGCCUGCUUCUGUUGGAUUAGAGGAUUGUGACUCAAGAAUUUUCCUCUCAAAAACAAAAUGUGACACAAAAACAAAACAAAAAAAAAACACAAAAAAAAAGCUGAAAGCUGGUUUUAUAACUCAAAGCGUUGCAUGCUUCCUCUUCAAACCCGUAUCCUCUUCCAAGUGAAUCUAUUUAUGAAGCGAACGAGUGCAUGUUUGUAACAGAUGAACUCUAACCUCCUGGUGUUAUCAUUUUCUCCUUUUUUUUGGUUUGUGCUACAGAAGAAAAAAAAAUACCGCUGUUUUGAAAGGAGUUCCUGCUCUUGUAAAAAAGAGAUGCAAUAAUCAAUCCUCAACCUUAACGUCCUGACAUUAUUCCACGGUGGCAUUUGUAAGUCAAGUAUGCUAGUUAAAAACUUUACAAUUAAGCGAAUGAAUGGAGUAGUAGUAUUAUGAUCUUGUUAUAAACUUAUUACACAGGAAAUCCGACUCGAUUUCACGAUUAGCAACAUGUGGAAAUAGUAUUACUCUCCCACUGCCAAAUUUAGUUGCAAAGUUAGCUAGGACUUUGCUUGGUGUUGUGCGGCCAUUACAGCACAGCUUUUUUUUCCUUUCACUUUUUUUUUUUUUUUUUGUUUGUUUGUUUGUUUUUUCCUUUGCAAACCACCGCUCAUGCUGUCAGCCUGUUUGAUUGAUCCUUGGCAUUUAUUGUGCAAGCACAGGGCAUAUUUUCACGUUUGAUGACAGCCUAUGCCAUGUGUUUGCUGCGUGUUCAUUGGUUAUCCUCUUUACUUUUUUGUGCACACGCGCGUUUGUUUGCGUGUGCGUAUCGCAGUGUAUGUCGACUUCAGCCCAGCCGCGAGAUGGCGGUCAUGACAAAAAGAGUUUAAAACACUUUUCUUCUGCUGACAAAUAUGAUAUAACGUACUGAUGUAAUGACACGUCUCCUUGCUACUGCUGUAUUGUAGAGCUGCUCUGCUUGCUUCUGGGCUUUCUGAAUGCAGAGCUGCCUAAUGGUGAGGGGGAAAAAAAAAGGAGCGGAUAGUACAUUACCUCUGCGUCUCACUCCAAUAUUUGGAUUUGCAGUUUGAUUAUAUCUCUGGCCUUGUUUAUUAUACCCUGUACUUUAGAAAAUUACUAAGUUAUACAGGUAAUUUUGAGUUGGUGGAUCUUGUGGCCAAGUUAAUUUGCAGCUUGAAGGAAGGUGUGUGGGGAUUCUUUUUUUUUUUUCUCUCUAUUGAGAUGAUUUAGAGACUUGCAGCAUAGAGCACACAAAUGUAAAGAAAAAGAAGGGGGUCAGUGUAAUCACAAAGAAGUGAACUCUGUACGUGCAGUUGCUCGCAGGCGAGAUGCUGAAGAUGCUCGUUGCUCUGUGCUGUGCCCUCGGAUUUGGCUGGCUGCUAGGUUUUUUUUUUUUUCGUCCUUGCUCUUCCUCCUAUAACAAAAUAAGGAAGUGCAUGUUCUCUUCUCAAGCUGUGAAAUGGAGUGUGUAUUGUCAGUUGAUUGCACGCAGUUCUCUGAGGGGAAGUUGUGAGCCACUUGCCUAGAAGGCCACAGUUUUCUGUUUUUAUAAAAACAAAGCAAAUACAAGCAGAGUACAGUAAACAGUAGCACAGAUGAGUACUAGGAUAACAAACUGGAAAACAUAUUUCUUCCCACUGUACUAGAUCACAUAGUGUCAUUGUGACUGUUAGUAUAGCAUGCAUGGUCGGUGCCAAAACAUUUUCUCGUGCCACUGAUGUAAAACUGCGAACGGCCGUGAUCACUAUGUAUCUGACCCCCCCCCCCUCCCCCCGCCACACUGUAUUUGUGACCUGGAGUUUUCUGAAUCAGGAAACGGGAGACGACUCUGGUCAGUGCAUUGACAUAACCAAUCCUUUGGUUUACAUUUGUCGCUUUAGAGUGGGAACUGCUCUUUGCAGACUAAGCUGCAGUUCUCAGAAGAUAAUACUGAGUGCAUACACUGGUCUUGUUUAGCUGUGAAAAGAAAAAAAAAAAAAAAGAACAAAUUGUUCAUUAAUCAACACCUUAUUUAUGACUUUAAUUUAUGGGAUUUAUUUUUGAAUGCAUACUCUAUCAGACACUGGUCAUUGAAACAAAUGACUAGGCACAUUAUUUUUUUUUACCCUCACUCUGUGAACUCCUUAAUAACUAUUUUGUUUUCUCCUUGUUUAUAUUCAGCAAUACCCCCCCCCCCC
Messenger RNA from Archocentrus centrarchus (flier cichlid), 3886 nucleotides. RefSeq names its product forkhead box N2a (gene foxn2a). NCBI's taxonomy places the organism in Eukaryota, Metazoa, Chordata, Actinopteri, Cichliformes, Cichlidae. The record is from RefSeq and is a predicted model, not a curated record. The transcript is spliced from 6 exons. Gene Ontology annotation, molecular function: cis-regulatory region sequence-specific DNA binding; DNA-binding transcription factor activity. Gene Ontology annotation, biological process: regulation of DNA-templated transcription. The coding region runs from base 183 to 1415 and encodes 410 amino acids. Gene Ontology annotation, cellular component: nucleus.